CGCAGCGGGGCCGCGGCGCGGGACUCGGCCGCCGCCGGCGCAGGUCGCUCCCGCUCUCCCGGCCGCCGCUACGUAGGCUUCUUCUGGUUGGCCCCGGCCGCCUCUUCGCCUACCGCCAUGCUUGCGGAGCAGGAGAACCAGGAGAACAUUCCCCCGGGCGGCAAAGCGCUGGUGGCCCCCGCUGCGGGCACCCGCGUGGCACUGGGGCUACUGCGGGGCGCGCAGCAGCGGCCCGGAAUCCCGCAGCAGGCGACGCGGAGCGGCGUUGAGGGCCAUGGCACGACGGCGGGGCGGCUGGGCGCUGAGACGCAGGCCUUCACCAUUCAUGUGGACGAGCCGGACGGAGAGCCGCGGCGACGGGGCGGUGUGGCGACCCAGAAGGAGGAAGCGGCCCUGGGGCUGCGUGCGGCCGUCUGCGCCCUCGGGGAGCGGCGGCCCUUGGCGCCUUUGGGCAACGCCAUGGACAUGAGCUUCGAUUCGCCAAGCAUUAUGGACAUUUCAAUAACCUCAGAAACAGAAGAGAAAAAACCAAACGUUAAUAAUGUACCAGACUACAUCAGCGAUAUCCAUACGUACCUUAGGGAAAUGGAGGUGAAAUGCAAGCCUAAAAUGGGUUACAUGAAGAAGCAACCUGAUAUCACAAACAACAUGCGGGCUAUUCUUGUGGACUGGCUGGUGGAAGUUGGAGAAGAAUACAAGCUACAGAAUGAAACCCUGCACUUAGCUGUAAAUUACAUUGAUAGGUUUCUUUCUUCAAUGUCUGUUUUGAGAGGAAAACUUCAGCUCGUGGGUACUGCAGCUAUGCUGCUUGCAUCGAAGUUUGAAGAAAUUUAUCCUCCUGAAGUAGCAGAGUUUGUCUACAUCACAGAUGACACAUAUACCAAGAAACAGGUUCUAAGGAUGGAGCACUUAAUUUUGAAGGUUUUGUCAUUUGACUUGGCAGCUCCUACAAUCAACCAGUUCCUCACUCAGUAUUUCCUCCAUGAGCAGACAAAUGCCAGAGUGGAGAGCUUAUCCAUGUACCUGGGGGAGCUGAGUCUAAUUGAUGCUGAUCCUUACCUGAAAUACUUGCCAUCAGUUAUUGCUGCUGCAGCAUUUCACCUAGCAGGCUACACCAUCACUGGACAUACCUGGCCUGAAUCUCUGUGCAAAGUAACAGGCUACACUCUUGAUGACAUCAAGCCUUGCCUCAUGGACCUACACAAGACAUACCUCAAAGCUGCACAGCACACACAACAGUCCAUAAGGGAAAAGUACAAGAGUAUGAAGUACCAUGGAGUAUCGCUUAUUGACCCACCAGAGACACUAAACUUAUUGUCAUAAUCAAGAGACUACUCUUUUAAUUUUAAUAAGAUGUAUAUUGCAAGAAAGUGAUCACAUGAUGUACAGUUCUAAACAUGGCUCUAAAUUCUACAUCUGAAUGUGUGCCAAAUAGUGAUACAGGUUUUGAUGGGCUUAAUUAUGGGGUUAGUUUUAUAUGGUUUUAAUGUAAAUCUUUUGUACAUGCAAUCUUGCUGAGAUACUUAUCUGGAGUUUAAUGAAAAGGCUCUUUUCAAGCACAGAAUUAACCAUGCAGAGGAAGUGAAAUCUGAGACUGCUUAUCUAAUUCUAGACUAAACAUGUUAGCAGUGCGUUAUUACAGUAGGGCUUUCUCUCCUUCCAAGAGUGCCUUAGACUCCACAGCAGUAUUUGUAGCAUUUUAAUACUGUCUAGUUAAAACUGAGACUUAAUGAAAUGUUCCUGAAGGGCUAUAAUACUAGAAGAAACUAUAUAGCUCUGAGGAGAAGACCUUGGUGGAAUUUAUUCUCAUGCAGGUCUCUAGGAUGUGCCCGGUGCUGUUUGCCUUGGUUACUAUGUAAUGUAUUGCCAGAUUUUAAUCAGGUUAAAGGCUGAAUGCUCUGCCACAGGGACUGUGUGGUUAAAACUAGUGUUACCAAUUCAUACUUCUCUCUUCCAGUACUAAGAAAAUGAUCUUUCUAUAGGUUUCUUCUAGUCAAAGUGUAAAACUGAUGUACAAACCCAUUGAGUUCUCACUGCUGUUGGCUGUCCCAAAAGCCCAUUAGAAGAUACUAAAAACCCCUAGUCUUCAGCCUGCUUACCUGGUACCUCUUUAGGAGGUGGUGGCGGGAUUGAACUACUGCUGUGUCCUCAAGAGGAGGAAAUGUCUUUUGGUGUGGAUGGACUAUGUGCAGGCUAGUACGAGCUUUGUGCCCUUCACUUGAAGAGUUUCCUUGGUGGCAUGCAGCAAAAACGUUGACCAACUGGUAUUGUUUCCUUAGUUCUAGAACUGUUACUGAGCAAAUUAGCACAAAAUUGGCAUUAGAUCAAGUGGACAUUUAUCUUCAACCUGUGUAAAUGGAGUGAUGCUGCCCUGUACCUGCUGUUCUCUGCGUGUAAAGCAAUGAGUGCAUGAGAGUGAGUUUAAGCCAUUUCCAGGUUGGUUAAUAAACAAUUUUUACAUCUGAUGUUAGUGGUCUUGCCAAUACCUUAGCAGCACAGAUGGGCAGUUAACAGCCAUCGUAAACUGGCAUUUCAGCAGGGGCUUCCCUGUGAAACCCAUGCCACUUCAACUUGAAGCUGAUUUCUAUGCUAUCUGGUUAUCUGGACAUGCAGCAGGUUACAGUAUACAUUCAUUACAGACGUCAAAUAGCUGUUAUGGUGUGGGCUGCUUAGAACAUUUUAAAAACCAACAUCAGCCCCCUGUGAAGCUUGAGAAGCACAUGUCAGACAAUUUGCCUGUCUUGACUUGGUAACACUGUUCUGCUCUGUGGUCUGAGCCCUCCAUCAACCAACCUCUUUACAGAACUGUGAAGUGGUGGUGACUUAUGCAGCCAAGAGAGAAGUAUGCAGCAGAGGCUGCCUUGUUUGGCUAAUCUGGACUUUUUAAGAGUGUUAUUUUUAUACAUGCUUAAUGAAGAAUCUUGUUUCAUCGCUCUACCAUGUUCUCCAAAAGCCUUCAGGAGGUUGCCACUGGAAAAGUUAGAACUAGCUAGGGAAGAGACUGCUCAGUGUAUCAUGUCAGGUGCUGAGUGUUCCCAGAAAAUAAGGAGCAGUACUGAAGUGGAAGGACUUCAGUGGGUUAUAGUAUUAAUGUACUGCUUAAUGAAAUAUCUCCUCGAUCUGUUUUCAAUGGAAGCUGUUACUGUUCCCGUAGCAUAGAAACGUGCUCCCCUGCUUCUCCCUGACUUCUGGGUUCAGCAUAGUGAUAGGCCUUUCUCUACAGCAUAGAAAAGCUUCAGUCAUAGGUUGCCCAGUAUGUUUCUCCUUCCUCAUGAACUGCUGCAGUAUUAUCUUCCAUCUCCCAGUUUUCUAAGUUAGUAUGAGAUGGUUCCAGCUCUUGCUCCUAAGCUGUGAAUAAACAUCCCAGGUUCUACUGUACUGUUCUGCUUAUCUUCAAGUCCUUUCAAAAUAAAGUCUCCAAGGAAUGUAGAAUUUGAGAUGUUAUGUGAAAUAGAGGCAAACACUAUUGUUGUUUUCCCUAAAGACAUUGAAGGUCUCAUGGUACUGCAGAAGAAGAGUGACUCUUUGCUGAUUCUUAGGCUCCAGCCAGUAAGUUUGAGCUGGAAGAACUGACACUGAGGAAAAAAACACAGGUUUGCCGCCUGGAGGAAAUGAGGAUUUCUGCAAUUGUCCCUUUCUGAAACAGCACAACUGGAUUAAAUUAAAGCUUGACAUGACUGGGGACAGUUCUGGUUUUUAGGGUUUUUUAUGCUCUAAACCUGACUAGGGGAAUGUAAUGACAACAGUAACUUCUUUCCUGUUCAUAGUUCCUGAAAUACUAAGGCCACAUGUAAUAUAUUCCUCCUUUGCUCUUGUAAAUAUGUGCAUGUUUCUAACUUGACUUGGAAACCUGUUUGUCUCUGGUUUGCCACCUUCUCCCUUUGGAACAUUGCUCUUUCACUGUAUUUCAAGAAGCAUUGCUGUCAGUUCCAUGCAGUCAUGAAUUAAACUUUUUUAAAGAAA
This is a messenger RNA of Pogoniulus pusillus (Red-fronted tinkerbird), 3963 nucleotides long. It is a transcript of the gene CCNA2, whose product is annotated as cyclin A2. The record is from RefSeq and is a predicted model, not a curated record. Gene Ontology annotation, molecular function: cyclin-dependent protein serine/threonine kinase regulator activity. Lineage: Eukaryota; Metazoa; Chordata; Aves; Piciformes; Lybiidae. Gene Ontology annotation, biological process: mitotic cell cycle phase transition; regulation of cyclin-dependent protein serine/threonine kinase activity. Gene Ontology annotation, cellular component: nucleus; cyclin A2-CDK2 complex; cytoplasm. The coding region runs from base 118 to 1323 and encodes 401 amino acids. The transcript is spliced from 8 exons.